CUUUCUUACACACACACAUUGCAAAGUGCAAACAAUCCCAAACACUUUCCAAGAAAACUAUAAUUUUUAUCAAAGUUUCUGAGCUUUCUUUUUGUUUUUUCAAUUUCAAGAAAUGGAAAAGGUGAGCUUGAAUAGCCAAUUCUAUUUUCUCAAAAAGGCAAUGAAAAUUCUGCUGCCUGUCUCUUUAUUUUCAUUGGUGUUUUCUCAAUCCUAUUCAUUACUUCCUUCUCUUUUCUACUCUUUUCAUGAAUUUUCUUCCUACUUUUCCAUUCAACUUUUCACCUAUAGUUCAGAGAGGAACUAUAUUUUCCUUCUUUGCAAUGGAAUUCUUGUUUUCAUUAUCAAGAAUUCAGGGUUAAUUAGUACUAACAUUUCUCAUCAUCAUCAACACUCCCCCAAAGAAAGCCAUAAGGAGUUCAAGUCAAGUGAAUACAAAAAUCAAGAAACAAAAGAAGUGUUUCUUGAAAAAGUUGUUGAAAUUGAAAACAAAGAAGAACAAAUUGAAACAAUGACUGAGGUUGAUAAUCAAGAAGAAAAAAAGGGGCAGCUCGAUGCAUUAAAGUUCCCGUUAUGCAUGGAGUCCAAGGAAGAAUUGGACCAGAAGGGUCUAUUGUACGAAGAUUAUCAAGAAAAUGAUAUUGAAAUUGUCGAAGAAUUGGAAGAAGAUGAAGAAGAAUUAGAAGAAACAUUAGAAGAGUUACAUAAGAAGUGUGAUGAUUUUAUUAAGAAGAUCAAGAAAGAGAUCAACGGGAAGAAUUGAUGCUGGAAAUAUUAACCAUCAGGGGUUUACCAUCUACUAUGAGUAUAAUUUAACCAUGUAUAUUUCCCUUUUUUUGCUUGUUUGUUUUUUAUCCAGCGAUAUCACUCGUUCUGGUGUC
Capsicum annuum is the source of this 878-nucleotide messenger RNA. RefSeq lists its product as uncharacterized. The transcript has a single exon. The coding region runs from base 113 to 760 and encodes 215 amino acids. The record is from RefSeq and is a predicted model, not a curated record. NCBI's taxonomy places the organism in Eukaryota, Viridiplantae, Streptophyta, Magnoliopsida, Solanales, Solanaceae.